Molecule: messenger RNA, 3627 nt
Organism: Gekko japonicus
Lineage: Eukaryota; Metazoa; Chordata; Lepidosauria; Squamata; Gekkonidae
Gene: CSNK1D
Product: casein kinase 1, delta
Exons: 10
Coding region: 201-1430 (409 amino acids)
Biological process (GO): positive regulation of canonical Wnt signaling pathway; spindle assembly; signal transduction
Cellular component (GO): nucleus; cytoplasm; spindle microtubule
Molecular function (GO): ATP binding; protein serine/threonine kinase activity
Source: RefSeq, a predicted model, not a curated record
UGGCGGCUUGAGCCUAGCUGCGCGGAGGGAGGAGCUGGGCGGAGAGGAAUCAGCGUCCAUCCUUCCCGGUCGGCGUGUAUCCCCGGCCCUGAACCCCUCCGGCAUCGGGAAGCGAGACUGAAGGCCGCGAUGGUCGCAGGAGUUGCCCUGCUUUGAGUCGCAGUCCUCGCAACCGGGUUGGGUCCAAUAUAGCCUCCUCGAUGGAGCUGAGAGUCGGUAACCGGUACCGGCUUGGCCGGAAGAUCGGGAGCGGCUCCUUCGGGGACAUUUACCUUGGGACAGACAUUGCUGCUGGAGAAGAAGUCGCCAUCAAAUUAGAAUGUGUGAAGACCAAACAUCCUCAACUCCACAUAGAGAGCAAAAUUUACAAAAUGAUGCAGGGUGGAGUGGGUAUUCCCACAAUCAAAUGGUGUGGUGCUGAAGGUGACUACAAUGUAAUGGUGAUGGAGUUGUUGGGACCAAGCCUUGAAGAUCUCUUUAACUUCUGUUCAAGGAAAUUUAGCCUCAAAACAGUCCUAUUACUUGCUGACCAAAUGAUUAGUCGAAUAGAAUAUAUUCAUUCGAAGAACUUCAUCCACCGAGAUGUAAAGCCUGACAACUUCCUGAUGGGAUUAGGCAAGAAGGGCAAUCUUGUCUAUAUCAUAGAUUUUGGGCUUGCCAAGAAAUACCGGGAUGCUCGUACCCACCAGCACAUUCCGUAUCGUGAAAAUAAAAACUUAACAGGAACUGCCCGCUAUGCCUCCAUCAACACUCAUCUUGGAAUCGAACAAUCUCGCAGAGAUGACUUGGAGUCCUUGGGCUAUGUACUCAUGUAUUUUAACCUGGGCUCCCUCCCCUGGCAGGGAUUGAAAGCAGCCACAAAGAGACAGAAAUAUGAACGCAUCAGUGAAAAGAAAAUGUCUACACCCAUUGAGGUUUUGUGUAAAGGAUACCCUUCCGAGUUUGCGACAUACUUGAAUUUCUGCCGGUCAUUGCGUUUUGAUGACAAACCAGAUUAUUCUUAUCUAAGACAAUUAUUCAGAAACCUCUUCCACAGACAAGGCUUCUCCUAUGAUUAUGUGUUUGAUUGGAACAUGCUGAAAUUUGGUGCCAGCAGAGCAGUUGAAGAUGUUGAGCGCGAACGGAGGGAGAGAGAAGAAAGACUGAGACAUACACGGAACCCAGCAGUUCGUGGUUUACCAUCCACUGCUUCUGGCAGGCUGAGAGGGACACAAGAUGUAGCUCCACCGACUCCUCUUACGCCAACCUCACAUACUGCAAACACCUCUCCUCGUCCAGUAUCUGGAAUGGAGCGAGAACGGAAAGUGAGUAUGCGAUUGCAUCGUGGUGCCCCUGUCAAUAUCUCCUCAUCUGAUUUAACAGGCCGACAAGAUACCUCGCGCAUGUCAACCUCACAGAAUAGCAUUCCCUUCGAACACCAUGGCAAGUAGCUGCUCGUCUCCUUCUCGUUGGAAAGCAGCACUGGAUUCCUGCUCUGGCGACAUCCAGCGUUCUCCAGUCUGCUGUGCAUCGGUGAAUAAUGUUGCCACUGAGGGGCAGAUAAUGCAUGGCUGAUCUCCUAUGUUACCAAUGGCUUUUACUAGCAAAGCUACCCCAAACUAGAGCAGAAGAAAUAUUACAACUGGAUCUCUCCUUGCCACUUACUAAAGAUACUCACAGGAACAUGGACAGAAUCCAGCAGCUGCCACUACAAGAGGCUUUGGCCAGGAACCUGAUAACCUUAUGUGAACUCUAGCUACAGGGCUAGAAAAGGAAGAGACAGUUUACAGCAUUAACCGCCUGUUAUUUAAUAGCCAUUUCAGUUUUCCCUCCACAGGCGGCAGCCUUUACCCCCUUUUUAUUGUUCUACUUGUAACUAUAUAAAUCUUUUACUUGGUUUAAGAAAGUUUUGUAUUCAUUUUGCUAAGAUUAUUGGCUUAACUCUCUGUAAAGAAUUCACUCUCACUUUUGUCUGAUCUGAAACCUAUGUAGAAAUGUGAACAAUCCUGAAGUAUAAAAAAGACUUGAACUUCUUGUAAACUUACAUCAGGCAGGGAAUGUGUAAAUGAAUUAGAACAGUUUGGUUUUACUUUACACUGUUUUGUUUAUAUAUGGUCCCAUCCUAAGAGGAGGAAUAGUAUGGAUGUUCUCAAGGUUUAAGUUUUUUGGGUGAGGGAUUGUUUUUAAACAUUUUUUUUUAAUUUGCCUGUCUUGUUCUUCCAGUGUUGUUGUUUUUUAAUUAAAUCUCCAUGCUGCACAGUAACAUUUUUUUAAAUGUCUAUUCGUCUCUGGUACUAUUCAUGAAAGAAAAGUUAUUUUGAAAGGAAGAAAAGUACCCAGUCAAGGUGAUAAGAUCACUUCAUAGACUGUGAGGAACUAAAGUCAAAUGCUCUAAAAUAACUUUUUAGGGAAGGUUUUAAUGUUGAAUGUACAAUAUGUGUUCUUUAUUUACAGGAGGAUUUCAUAUGAAAUGUUAAUGACAAGAUCCACUGUUUCUGCUUGGGUUUUGGUACAGAUGCCAAAAAAAAAAAAAGAAUGCUGCCACUGCAGUGGGAGUUGUAGUGCAGUGUGUUGUAGUAGGUGUGCUUAUGAGUAUGCAAGUGCUUAUUAUAGCCUGCUGCAUUAUGCCAAGGCUUGGUGGAGCUAUAAACAAAAUGUUCCUGCUGCAAGAUGCCAAGACUUGAGAUCAUUCAAGCCUGUUGAAUUUAAUAUUUUAACGUUUGCAAGUCUGGAACAGCUGGCAUUCAGCUGAAGAUACACGUACAUAAUAGCCAAAACGCUUACCUUAGCAAACAAACGUUCCAGCUAAAGAAGGAAGAAUCUUUGUUUUCACAAGCAGUAUAUUUUGUCCCUCUGUAAUCUGGGAAAGUAGAAGGCAUGUAAAUCAUACCAAAUACCACUCAAUGUAACAUCACGCCCAUCUUGGGAAUGAAGGUGCAAUACAUAGAUGUGUUGUAUUACUACUUUUUAAUCAACAGAUGUGAGAUUCUUGCCUCCUUGGAAACUUAGUGGCUUAUAUGAACCCAUGGUUUCCUUUUUCUAUUUAUUUGCAAGCAUUUUAUUGUUCUAAAGCUUUGCCAGCUCCAUUUUUAGUUUUGUGGAUUUUUGAGUAGGAAGUAUCUUGUCACUUUUCUUUAGCUGCUCUGAAACAUUAACCAAGUGCUUAUUUGUAUGUUCAGGGUCUGAUUGGAUGCAUCCUGUGAUUAGGGGUGUGCAGUGGGAAUAUUUUUAAAUGUUGAUCCAUGGAGGAUUUUGCAAAACUGUAUCACUUGGUUACUAUAAAUGUGGGUUCUUCAGGCAUGUGCACUUCCAUUUGUACAGUACUACACUUCAGUGUGCUUUCUUUGUAAAUAUUUGUGGUCAAAUGAUGUAAUGUUAGAGACUUAUAAAAGCAGCCUCUUCUCUAUAUAUAUAUCUGGAAACUUAAAUUGCUGUAUUAUACUUAAAAGUUGACUAAUGCAAAUUUCUAGACUUGUACUUGGUUGUGGGCAGUCCUUGCCCUUCCAUUAUAGUUAAAUCCCACCAUCACCUACUGAAAAUAUAGUUAGAAUGUCUCUAAACCUGUGUACUGGUAACCAAUAUCUCAGAACGCCUCAUUUGUAUUACCACUGUAUUUGUGUACUUUAAUAAUUGUGUAAAUAAAUUCAU